This is a messenger RNA of Phragmites australis (common reed), 1170 nucleotides long. RefSeq lists its product as uncharacterized. Bases 263 to 775 code for a protein of 170 amino acids. Lineage: Eukaryota; Viridiplantae; Streptophyta; Magnoliopsida; Poales; Poaceae. The record is from RefSeq and is a predicted model, not a curated record. The transcript has 2 exons.
AUUGCAUCGCAGCGGAAAAGGAUCGCGUCGCGAAGACCGUGCCCGAAUCCUUGCUCCUCUCAGUCACCACUCCCGUCCUCCUUUUCCUCUCUCUCGGCUCCCUCUCACUAACUCAUCGCGCGCGACGCGACAGAAAGAGGUUCCGGAAGCCGGCAACUCGUCUCGCGCGGAGGGAAGCUGCAGGGGGCGGCCAAGAAGCAGGCAAUGGCGCCACGCCCGCGCAGGCCGUGACCGGGACACGGGAAGAAGGGGGCGGUUUGCCAUGGUGCGCGGGCCGGCGAUGGCUCCGGCGGCUUGGCCGGGGCUGGGGGAGGUGGCGGGUUCGGCUGCUGCUGCUGCGGCGGCGGCGGAGGAGAUGCGGUGGCGUCAGCUGGACAGCGGCGUGAGCGCGAUGUCGUUCGGGUUCGUGGCCACCGCCAUCCUCGUCUCCAUGUUCCUCGCCAUGGCCAUCCUCGAACACUUCCUCCGCCCCCCGGCCCGCGCGCCCGGGCCGCCCAUGGGUAUCCUCCGCCGCCUCCGCCUCCUCCUAGGCCGCGGCGCAGGCGGAGUGCCCGGGGCCGCCCCCGGCGCGGAUCUCGAGGCGGCGAGGAAGCUCGACACCCGCGCGCCCCUCGAGAUUCCUGUUUACGCCGAAGAUGUCUCAGUUCUGAUGCCAGGGCAAGAUGUACCAACAUUCAUCGCGCAUCCUGCCCCAGCACCCUGCCCCCCAGAGAGGAUCCGAUGGCCAUCACACCAGCCUCCUCCUUUCACCGGUUCCUCAUCAAACCCUAGCUAGCAUUGCGGCACUACAUGCUGGCUCACUAUUCACGUCGACGGCGUAGACUGUCGUCAGUGUCACUGCAGCCUGUAGAGGAGCCCUUGUGUUCUCUGUGGAUGCAUCACCAUUCCGGUUGAUGCUUGAUGUCAGGAGCAGAACAGUUAAGACACGCUCUCUCUCCAUAUCUGUACAGGUUUAGAUCUUGUUCUGAAGCUAGCUUUGCUGCCCCCCUGCUGUACUGUGGCGGGAGAGCGGCGGAUGGUGGAUCAGUGGAGUUGUUGCUGAUCCUGCUUGCUGUGUUAGCUGCCGUUGUUCUUUGUUGGUUGAUCUUAGUACUUGGAUGUUAGAUACCUGAUGGACACACAUGUUGUGUAAACUCGGUUGGCGAAUGUGAAUCUCUAGGUGUUUAAUUU